Molecule: messenger RNA, 1348 nt
Organism: Paramecium octaurelia
Lineage: Eukaryota; Ciliophora; Oligohymenophorea; Peniculida; Parameciidae
Source: the annotation of a GenBank genome assembly
AUGCUAAGCAGAAAACGAUUGUAAUAUUUGUGUUACAGGAAAAUAUAGUAACAAUUUUGGAUAAUGUGAAGAUUUUCCUUCAAUUUGUACAUCUUGCACUUUGAGCGAUAAUUGUUAAUCAUGUAUUGAUGGUGAAAAAGUGUAUGUUCAAAAUGCUUAAAAAGUUCUCAAUGCAACUUAAUGCAUAACUGGGUAUUACGUAAAAGGAUACAAAUACGCAGAUAAUUGUACAACUUGUUUUGAUUUAUCAAAUAAUUGUGCUUCAUGUAUUUCCUCUUUCUCAUUAAUAAAGAAGAAAUGGUUCAAAUGUACAAGUUCUGCGACAUGUGUUAGAACUCUUGCACUGAAUGCUAUCUUAUGAAAAAUAAAAUUAUUUGGUUUCUAAUAAUAAAUGUUAAACUUGUACGCAAAAAAUUAAGUAAUGUUCUGUUUUAACUGAUCGUUGUUUUGAAUGCUCGCCUGGUUUUUUUUAGGGGAUUUGAAUUGUGUAAAAUGUAAUCCUUAUUGUUAGCUGUUUACGGACAGGCAUACUUGAACAGGUUGCUCCAAUGGGUACUAUCUAAAUGUUGGUGAUUGUUUACCUUGUCCUAUUCAAUAUUCAGAUGAUUGUACAUUUCAAUCAGAGUCCGAAAGUGUUAGGAACCUUGUUUAAAUUGUUACGCAUCACAGUGUAACAUGCAACAUUUAGUUGUAUGUACAUCCUGCUUUUAGGGUAUGCUACUGGAUUCAUAAUAUGAGUAUCAAUAUUUUGCAUACGAUUUAAUAAAGGGUCCCAUCUAUAUCCAUGCAUAGCAUGUUCAAAUUACAAAACAAAUUUGUCAUUUUUGCGAAUCACGAUAUUAUUUAGAAGUUAAUAAAUGCAAAAUCUGUUCAGAAAGAUGCUUUGCUUGUUCAGAUGAAAAUACUUGUUUAAGAUAUUAAGCUGGAUAUUAUUUACAAAAUUAUGAAUGUAUCGUGUGGGGCCAUUGUUACACUUGUUUCUCUGAAAAUUAUUGUUAUGAAUGCUAAGUUGAAUAUUAACCAACUAAUUCAUAUCUAUAUUAAUGCUAUAAAAUGUAAUUCUGAUUAAUGUGCUAUUUGUACUAAUGCUUCAGAUUGUAAAGUUUGUUAAUAUGGCUAUUACCUGGAUUAUUUGGAAAAAUUUGGAAUUGCAAAUAAUUUAAACAGGGUAGGUGCUUUAAAGGCUGCUUUCACAAGAGAUCCAUCUAAAGAAUUAAUUAUGGCAUUUAUUGAUCCAACAGAAUUCUUUAGUCGCAAAAAAAAUUUAUAUAAUUAACUACUCGUUAGAUAUUGUUUAUAUCUAAGAUAAGAAAUAAUUAAUUAUACUGAAGUAUUCAUUUUUUUUUGA